AUGGCUGCCACUGCCAGCGCCGUCAAUGUCAGCGAACGAACACCUCUCCUCCUCAUACGCCCAUCCUCCUCCUCCUCCUCCUCUUCAAGUUCUUCCUCCUCCUCUUCAAGUUCCUCCUCCCCGACCCUACCGCCCCUUCAAUGGUCCCAGAUCUACAUAAUCCUCCUCCUCCAGCUCUGCGAGCCCCUCACCUCCCAGUCCAUCUACCCCUACAUCAACCAGCUCAUCCGCGACCUCGGCGUCACCCGCGGCGACGAGCACAAAGUCGGCUUCUACGCCGGCCUCGUCGAGUCGCUCUUCUUCCUCACAGAGGCUUCAACCGUCCUGUACUGGUCCCGCGUAUCCGAUAGGAUAGGCAGGAAGCCUGUGCUGCUCGUUGGCCUCGCGGGCUUGAGUGUCUCGACGCUGGGGUUCGGGAUGGCGCGCACGUUUGCGGGGAUCGUGGUGAGUCGAUGUAUAUGCGGCAUGUUGAACGGCAAUAUCGGAGUCAUGAAGAGCGUCAUGGGCGAGCUCACGACCCCCGCCAACCGCGCAGAGGGCUUCGCGCUCAUGCCCGUCGUGUGGAGUGCCGGGGCGACGUUGGGGCCCCUCAUCGGCGGCGGCCUCUCCAAGCCCUACGACCGCAUCCCCCUCCCCUUCUUCCGCACACACUUCUGGCGCGACCACCCGUACUUCCUGCCCUGCGCAGCCGUCGCCCUCUGCGUCGCAGCCGCAUGGGGCGUCACGGCGCUGUUUUUUAAAGAGGUGCGUACGUGUGUUGUGAGACUUUGUCUACGCGCGUUCGUUAUGAGCUGCGUAUUCAUGUUCAUAACCGCCGCUGCGCCCCCGCACGCACUGGGCGCGACGAAUGGGCUCGCGCAGACGGCUGUGUCGGUCGCGCGGGCGGUGGGGCCCGUGACGGCGACGUCGCUGUUCAGCGUGUCGUUGGGGUGGAGAUAUCAGUAUGAGUAUAAGCACGCUCGUGCUCGUGGGGUGUCGGGGUUGUAUGGUUGCUGUGAGGGGGGCGGGGGCGGUGUUGAGGAAUGGGGUGCGUGGGUGGUGGGGAUGCUAGGCGCGAAUAUGGUGUAUGUGUUUGUUGUGGUGCUGUCGGGCGUGGCGGUGUGGGUCGGUGGGAUGCUGCCGGAUACGCUGGAUGAGGCGCCUGAUGGGGAGGACGGUGUGUGUGGAGUAGGAGGAGUAGGAGUAGGGGAGGGAGAAGAGGAAGAGGGGGGUAAGGGCGAGGAGGCGUGA
Pleurotus ostreatus (oyster mushroom) is the source of this 1230-nucleotide messenger RNA. RefSeq lists its product as uncharacterized. The transcript is spliced from 4 exons. Gene Ontology annotation, molecular function: transmembrane transporter activity. Lineage: Eukaryota; Fungi; Basidiomycota; Agaricomycetes; Agaricales; Pleurotaceae. The record is from RefSeq and is a predicted model, not a curated record. Bases 1 to 1230 code for a protein of 409 amino acids. Gene Ontology annotation, biological process: transmembrane transport.